ACGGGAGGCUUCACGUAAAAUCUCUCACGCGACGAAACUUGGAUUUACGACGCUCACCUUUGCGCACAGGUGUCAAAGUAAAGGUGUUUACCUUUCGUCUCCCGCGCGUUAAUCACCACCGACGUAUCUCUUGUUAUUGACUUUUACUUUUGUGAAGUAUUACAGUAGCUUUUUGGGGGCUGCGUUUGUGUUCAGAUGACGGCGCAGGUAGACUACCUGGUGGUGGUUUUCACCGCCACAUCUGGCGCGAGCGGAGAGCUACUGGGAUCCGACGAGAAGGAGCUCGUGCAGUUGGUUUGGCAGUUGGUGGAUGUUAAGAACAAAAAGUUAGGCAAGGUGAAUGAGCUCCUAAUAAAGCCCGAUCUCUCAGACUUGACAGAAGAGAAAGAGGAGGAUGUUGUCGAGGAGAGAGAGGAAGAGGAGCAUGGAUCCAAAGCAGAUUGUGUCUUUACAGCCUCAAGUCUUGAGACAGCACUGAACCAGUUUCAUCUUCAACUUACAAAUGAGGUGAACAGUGCGGGCGCAGGCACGUCGUUGUGUUUGUGUACAGAUGGGCAGCUCCACAUCCGUCAAGUGAUUCACCCUGAGGCCGCCAGCAAGAACAUCCUGGUCCCUGACUGUUUCUUCUCUUUCCUUGACCUUCGGAAAGAGUUCAAGAAGCACUUCCCUACGUCUGACCUCAAGGCUCUGAAUGUACACGUCAUGGCUGAGUCUCUUAGUAUACCUGUUGAUGUGCCCGCUAUCUUGGACCCCUCAGCCACAACAGACCCCUCAACCACAUUACCUGCAGAAGUAGCAGUUCAACAGGUUCAGACCAUGGCCAACAUUGUCCUUGCUUUGCUUUCUGAGCCUUUUUGCUACACGUUUUCUAACCAGGAGAGAGUUAGUGAGAAGUUUGAGACCGGCACUUGCAGUAAGAUGGAGAAAGUGUGUGACAACACAGUGAUCAGAGCCCGAGGAUUGCCGUGGCAGUCUUCCGACCAGGACAUCGCUCGAUUCUUCAGGGGACUCAACAUUGCCAAAGGAGGGGCUGCGCUGUGUCUUAAUGCUCAGGGGAGGAGGAACGGAGAAGCUCUGGUUCGUUUUGUCAGUGAAGAGCACAGAGAUCUGGCACUGCAGAGACACAAACACCAUAUGGGCAACAGAUACAUAGAGGUUUACAAAGCAACAGGAGAAGACUUCCUGAAGAUAGCAGGAGGUACCUCCAAUGAGGUGGCCAUGUUCCUGUCCCGUGAGGACCAGAUCAUAGUGAGGAUGCGAGGUCUUCCAUUCACCGCCACGCAUGAGCAGGUGCUCAACUUCUUCUCCCCGGGGGAGGGUCCUAAAGAGACAUGUCCGGUCAGCGGUGGGAAAGACGGCAUCCUAUUUGUGCGCUAUCCUGACGGGCGUCCCACUGGUGAUGCCUUUGUUUUAUUUGCCUGUGAGGAACACGCCCAGUGUGCUCUGAGGAAACACAAAGAAAUCCUGGGGAGGAGAUACAUCGAGCUGUUCAAAAGCACAGCAGCAGAGGUCCAACAGGUGUUAAACCGAUACUCCUCAGCCCCUCUGAUCCCUGUGGCCCCUGCCCCUUUGGUGUCAGUCCUGCCUGCAGUCUCUCUCUUGCCCCCUCCUGGUGGUAUCAGGGACUGUUUGAGGCUGAGGGGGCUGCCGUACACAUCGAGCAUAGAGGACAUCCUCACCUUCCUGGGCGAGUUUACACACGAUAUCAGACCACAUGGCGUGCACAUGGUCCUCAACCAGCAGGGUCGCCCAUCAGGUGACUGCUUCAUCCAGAUGACCUCAGCAGAGCGAGCACUUCAGGCUUCACAGCGGCUUCACAAGCAAGUGAUGUCCAGCCAACGUGGGGCAAACAGCCGCUACGUGGAGGUGUUCCCCUGCAGCGCAGACGAGAUGGGUCUGGUGUUGAUGGGAGGCUCGCUCUCACACACACAUACACACACACAUACCCGGAGCAGGAGUGGGACAGGGCUCAGCCCGCCGCCAUGUAAGUCCAGACGUUUAUCUCCACCUUCCUACUCCUUCACCCCUGCUCCUCCUGUGCUGCCGACAGAGGCUGCUGCUGCCCUCUACUCUCCUAUGGGUCAGGUGCUGCUGACCCCGCGCCCCCUGCCUCCAGGGCACACCUAUUACCCUGCUUCAGCUCAGCUGUACAUGAACUAUACAGCCUACUACCCAAGCCCACCUGGCUCACCUACAACUGUAGGUUUCUUCCCCUCCCCCUCCUCCCUCCCCACCCCAGGGGGGUUGGUGCGCAUGCCAGGUCUAACCUACAGCAGCACUGGAGUCAAAGAGCUCAUUAACACAGUUCAAGGCUACCAGUAUGCCCCCGAGGAUGCUCUCAUGCACGCUCAUGGGCCUGUGCACGCUCACGACCCGACCGGGACAUUGCUUGCGCAGCCCAAAGAAUGGAGUCCUGCAGAGUCUGUUUCUCUCCUCAACAGCAGUCUGAUCGGCCAGUCCAGUGGUGUAGAAGCUCCUCUCAUGUCCCUUCCUGCUCUUAUGACCAAGCCAGCAGGGCAGUACCUGGACCUGACCCUGCUGUAGAGUCAUAAAAUACACAAAGGUCAUGCGACAAUUUGAUAUGUGUCAGAGACUUAUAAUGUAUUUUUAGGUUUAAAAGAUAGUCUUUUAGAUGUGUUAUUUAUAUCUUUAAGAACAGAAAAUUUAUCUAUUUUAUACCAAAAUCAUUGUGGCCUUAGCCAAACAUAGCAGUUUUGUCUUAUAUUGCACAGUGUGUACUUUAAAAGCUUUAUAGAGUUUUUAACAUGUUAAAUUUUAAUCACUGAUACAUUUACUAGCCAAAGUAGAGAAGAACGACAUAGAAACUGAGUUCAGUCCUUUUCUUAAGCAUGUCUGUGAAAGAGUGUGUGAGUGUGUUUUAGUGUGAAAGAGAUAAAGUGAGUAUUAUGCAUGGCUGUGCUGAUGCGUCUUUAUACUUAAAUUUGUUAUGCAGAACACUUUUUGUGUUUUAUAUACAUUUGAUACAGUACACAGUGAUUGUAUUGGAAGCUUUAGUGCAUGAAGAAGUUAGUAGUUAAACUUUAAGAUGUUUACAUUAUGCCAAAUAUCAAUGCACUGCUAAUCAAUAAGACUACUAAUGUAUAAUAUAGCAGUAUCUGUGUUACACUGUGAGUUUGUCGAUCAGUCUGAUCCUUGCAUCAGGUUUCACUUACAAAAAUGUGACAUCUCACACCUACCCUCUCCUUUUCCUCCUUUAUGUGUUUAUGUUCAUGUUGUGUAAUGCCAAUGUUUUCUUGCCUUUUGUUUCGGACCAACAUCUGAACAGAAGACAGCCCUGGUCCUUUGUAACCCAACCUACAGGGUUACAUUCACUAAGAGGACUCAUGUCAUAAGCUCUCGGUUUACUGAGUGAAUCUCAGCAGCCAGAGGGGGUUUCUGACAGAUUUUAUUACACAUUUUACUCCAAAGAUUGACCUGUCCAUCACACUUUCCUUGACUUCUCUCCACCAUCUAUGCUAAUGUCAGGGUAAUGCAGUUCAUGACUCCUGCAGAGAUCCCUGUGCCAUUUGUUUUAUAAUCUAAAUCAUCUGGAGGUUAGAUGGAAAGUUGAGAAGGAAAGGAAAUGAAGGACACAUCUGAUAUGGAUCUUGUGAAUUUAUUAGUCGUUUGUGCCCUGCAGAGUUAGUGCUCAGGCUCCAAGUUGCUUUAAUCAUGUCCUACAGUAGGACUACCUGCUGCUCAGGAUGUCCUGAUGUGGCCAUGCUGGAAAAAAAAAAAAUUAAUAAACGUAA
Molecule: messenger RNA, 3752 nt
Organism: Cheilinus undulatus (humphead wrasse)
Lineage: Eukaryota; Metazoa; Chordata; Actinopteri; Labriformes; Labridae
Gene: esrp1
Product: epithelial splicing regulatory protein 1
Exons: 16
Coding region: 196-2544 (782 amino acids)
Cellular component (GO): ribonucleoprotein complex
Molecular function (GO): RNA binding
Source: RefSeq, a predicted model, not a curated record